UUUUUUUUUUUUUUUACUAUAAUGAAAUGAUAAUACAGCAUAUUACUUUCCUUUGCGUCUUCAUUUUCGAUUGUAAGUAAAUUAAUUUAGCUUUCAAAAUUUUCUUGCAAAAUUCGCCUUAAUUUACACUGCCAGCUUAAUUGUAAUGAAGACAAUCCAGAUUAUUGGUUGUCGGUAAUUUGAACAUAAAAUAACCUUUAUAAAACCUUCUCAAUUCCAUCAUAUCCAAAUAGUGUAUCCUCGCUGCAAUUCGCACAAAUUACAUAGACUAUGCUCAGUAUCCCAUUGUUGAUAUGGCUUGUGCCAACAGUGAUCUUGCUUACUGUAAUAUCUAUGAAUGGAUAGCCACCAACCUUCCUGUUCCUAAUGUAACCACCCAGUAUGGGGCGGAAAAAAAUCUCUCCGCCCCACACCUUGUACUCAUUCACUAUCAGCUUUUAACUUCUGAAUUUCCCUUUUGUCAAAGAUUGACAUUGCCUUGAUGAUCCUGUUGAAGAAUAGUAGUAGAUCUCUUUUGAAUGUCUUUGCAAAAUCUGUUUCUAAACAGAGGCGCUUUACAACUGUUCAACCGAGCUAUACGACGACCAAUUAUGCAUUCGCUUUUGACAUCGACGGAGUGUUGAUCAAGGGCAAAAAACCUAUUCCAGAGGCCACACGUGCUUUAAAGUUAUUAAAUGGGGAUAAUCCUGUUAAAAGACGUAUUCCUUAUGUUUUAUUGACGAACGGUGGUGGCGUUACUGAAGAAGAAAAGGCGAAGCAAAUCAGUGAUUUGUUGGGUGUUGAGAUCAACCCAGAUCAAGUCAUCUUGUCUCACUCACCCAUGAAAAGUUUAGCCAAACAGUACGAAUCGAAGAAGGUUUUAGUAGUGGGCGGUAAAGCACGAAAUUGCGCUGAAGUAGCAAAAAGAUAUGGGUUUAAAGAGGCUGUGACUCCUCAUGAUAUUAUGUGCUGGAAUAGCUCUGUAUCUCCUUACUCCCUACCUAAACCUGAGUAUUUUGGCGAAAAAACCUAUAAUUUUUCAAAAGAACCUAUUCACGCAGUAUUUGUCUUCAAUGAUAGUUUUGAUUUGGGAAGAGAUGUUCAAAUUAUGUUGGAUGUGCUUUGCUCAAAAGACGGUAUUGUGGGUACUAGAAAGGAUACUUACGAAGCUCAGGAAAUACCUCUGUAUUGGUCUUGUAAUGAUCUGAUUUGGAGUACUGACUUCCCAGCUCCACGUCUAGGACAAGGAGCUAUGAAAAUAACUUUAGAGGCACUUUAUAAAGAACUCACAAAGCGUCCUCUGAACUCCAUUUCGUUUGGAAAGCCCCAUGCUGUUACUUACAGGUUUGCUGAAAAAAUAUUACCUCGUAAUGUGAAACGUAUCUAUGCCAUUGGUGAUAAUCCUGCUGCAGAUAUUAAGGGUGCUAAUGCCAAUGGAUGGAUCAGCUGCCUUGUUCGUACCGGUGUCUUCACUGGUCCUAAGCACAAUGCAGAAGAUUACCCUGCCCAUAUCGUGUGUAAUCAUGUAGAAGAAGCCGUAUCCAAAAUCAUCGAAAAUGAAGAGAAUAAUAUAGAUUUCCCCGGUGUUAUGUUCGAAGAGAAGCAAUCAAAAACGCACCAACCGAUUACUGCUUAAAACAGUUAACUAUUUUUCUAAUGGAUCUCUUUUGCCUUCUUUGUACAUCCAUAGCCGUUCCAAUGCUGAAGGGUGUUCCAUCUUUAUAGAGGUUAGAGCCGGAAAUUGGCAAACUCAGAAAUAAAAGAUGAAAUGUACUGUGCCUAUUCUACUGUGAUCUGUGGAUAGUCAAACGAAGAAUGUCUUAACCGCUUUUUGAGUCUCAAACUUCAAGUGCAGAUACUGGCAUUGUAUCAUAGAUGUCUUUGGUAGAAACUAACAUUUUACAAUAAAUUAUUGUGGGGACACGUAUGCUAGCCACUAAUCUCAGGUUCAG
Molecule: messenger RNA, 1931 nt
Organism: Mycotypha africana
Lineage: Eukaryota; Fungi; Mucoromycota; Mucoromycetes; Mucorales; Mycotyphaceae
Product: HAD-like domain-containing protein
Exons: 10
Coding region: 482-1615 (377 amino acids)
Biological process (GO): glycerophospholipid biosynthetic process
Cellular component (GO): mitochondrion
Source: RefSeq, a predicted model, not a curated record